AUGGCUGCGACUCUGCGGCUCUCGUGGCCGUUCUUCAUGCUCCUCUUCCUCCUGGUGGGACUACAGGGGGAGACGAGGGACACGGCACCCAAACCCGACGGCAGGAGCGUGGCCAAUGACCAGCCUCGCAUGCUGUCAGAUGAUGGACACCUUGUCUUCUCAACCGGGGACGGGAAAGAGAUCCGCUUCCAGACGUCAGGAUCAGGUCUGGUUAAGGUGGAUAACGAGGAUCUCACUCAGCUCCUGAGUCAGAUCAAAACCAACAAAGGAGACAUUAACGACAUCAAGGUGAACGGAGGCGGAGUUUCCCCCGAAGUCACCAACAGACUCAACCUGCUCGAUACCAAGGUGUCGACACUUGAGACUAAAGUGACUACACUUGAAUCGACGGUCCAGAGGUUGUCUUGCAGCAGCAACCCCUGUCAGAACGGAGGAACAUGUUUGAACCUACUCAACUCGUACCACUGUCUGUGCCCCGGCAACUGGGCUGGUCCUACCUGUGCAACAGAUGUGAAUGAGUGUCAGCUGUAUUUGGGGACAUUACAGAGUUGCCAGAAUGGAGCAACCUGUUUCAACAACCCUGGAUCAUUCAGUUGCACCUGCUCUCCGGAAUGGUCCGGGACGCUCUGCACGGUGCGUUACGACGACUGCAGGAAUGCCGGAGCGGACCUGUGUGUGCACGGCACGUGUAUCGAUGCAGACCGGCUCACAGCUGGACAGCCCAGGUAUCAAUGCAUUUGUGAGAGUGGCUGGGACGCUCCGGCCGGGAACCCGUCCUGUGUGUCUGACGUGGACGAGUGUAACCUCCCCAACAAACCCUGCUCCUCCAACCCCGCGGUGCCCUGCUACAACACCCAGGGCUCCUUCUACUGCGGAGGCUGUCCAGCUGGUUGGCAAGGAAACGGCUACAGCUGUCGGGAUGUGGACGAAUGUUUGACGAACAAUGGCGGCUGCUCCUCCGCCCCCGUGGUGCAAUGCCUGAACACCAUGGGCUCCUUCCACUGCGGGCUGUGCCCCCCAGGCUACGAGGGCGACGGGAGAACCUGCACGCAGAGCAACGUCUGCGCCACCAACAAUGGAGGCUGCCACCCGUUGGCCACCUGCUCCGCCAGCACAGGCACCAGCCUCCCGGUCUGCACCUGCCCCCCAGGCUAUAUCGGCAGCGGUUAUGGACCGGCUGGCUGCACCCAGACCAGCAACAUCUGUCAGACCAGCAACCCGUGUGUCAACGGGCAAUGUGUGGCCACCUCCUCGGCUUCUGGCUACAUCUGCGAUUGCAACUCCGGCUGGGAAGGAGUCCACUGCGACCAGAACAUCAACGAGUGCUCGAGCAGCCCGUGUCAGAACGCCGGAACCUGCACCGACGCCAUCGAUGGAUUCACGUGUUCUUGCACCGCCCAGUGGACCGGCCCACUCUGCCAGAGCCCACAGCAAGUGUGUGGAGGUUACCUGAGUGGCCCUGCUGGUUCCUUCAGUUAUCCCAACACCCCGGGUCACGAUGAAUACAACCACCAGGUCAGCUGCGCCUGGGUGAUCCGCGUUGACCCCAACAAGAUUCUGCGUAUCACCUUUCCGUUCUUUGACCUGGAGACCAGCGCCAACUGCAACUUCGACUUCCUUCAGAUCCACGACGGGGACAGCGCCUCGUCUCACAUGCUCGGGAAAUACUGCAGCCAGAAUAACCCGCCGGAGCUCCUCAGCUCCCACAAUUCUCUGUAUUUCUGGUUUCGCAGCGACCAAUCGAUCAGCGCCGGUGGCUUCACGGUCGCUUGGCAGUCUCAGGACCCAGUGUGCGGAGGCGAACUAACCGCCAGCUACGGCAACAUCAACUCACCCGGUUACCCUGGCAACUACCCACCGAGCAGAGACUGCUACUGGACGGUGACGGUGGCGCCCGGCCUCCUCAUCACCUUCGCCUUUGGGACUCUCAGCCUGGAGCAGCACCCCGACUGCAGCUUCGACUUCCUGGAGAUCCGGGACGGUGUUCUCACUGAAGAUCCGGUUCUGGGGAAGUACUGCCGGACCGAGUCCCCGCCCCCCGUGCAGUCCACCGGUCCAGCUGCGUGGAUCCACUUCCACUCUGACUUCAGCGUCUCCGACCGAGGCUUCCACAUCACGUACACAACCACACCAAGCGACCCUGGCUGUGGAGGAACCUUCACUCAGAGCGAGGGCAUCAUCAUCUCCCCCAACUGGCCCAACGACUACGCCCACAACCGCCAGUGCAUCUAUCUGAUCCGUCUGCCGGCCGGUGAACGAGUGUCCCUGAACUUCACUCACAUGAGCCUGGAGACUCACGGCAGCUGCAGCUUUGACUACGUGGAGGUCCGUGACGGCAGACUGGAGAGUGAUCCUCUGAUAGGGAAGUACUGUGGAACGACUCUCCCGGCGCCCGUCGUCUCGUCCUCCAACUCCCUGUGGGUUCGCUUCAAGUCCGACAGCUCAGUCAGCCACGCCGGUUUCAGGGCCCUUUAUACCGUCGACUGUGGAGGUAUUUUGUCGGGGACUGGGCAGCUACGCUCCCCCUACCACCCCAACGCCUACCCCCACAACAAGGCCUGUGUGUGGGUCAUCAACCAACCGGAGGGCUUCGUGGUCACACUCAACUUCCUGUCAUUCGACGUUGAGGGAGGCUCCUGCGCUUUUGACUCCGUUGAGGUGAGGGACGGCUCCACCUCCAGCUCUCCUCUGCUGGGGACCUUUUGUGGAGCCGAGGCCCCCCCCCGGCUGCAGUCCACUCAGAGGUCCAUGUUCAUCCGCUUCAAGACCGACUCCUCCAUCAGCAACCUCGGCUUUGAGGCCGCGUACGGCUCGGCCCUGGAGGGCUGCGGGGACACCCUGUCCAGUCCUUCGGGCACCAUCACGAGCCCCGGCCACCCCACCAACUACCCCCACGGAGCCCACUGCACCUGGUACAUCACCGUUGCCCCGGGCAACCUGGUCCGGCUGUCGUUCGACUCCUUCAACAUCGAGUACCACGCCGAGUGUAACUUCGAUUACCUGGAGCUGUACGACAAUGGCACCGCGCAGACUGGGACCAAGAUCGGAAGGUACUGCGGGCGCUCGGUGCCUCCGUCCAUCACCAGCACCGACAACCUGCUGACGCUGCUGUUUGUGACGGACUCCAGUUUAGGCAGCGAGGGAUUCUCUGCCAGCUACGUGUCCAUCGACGCCGCCACAGACUGUAGCGAGACCUUCACUUCCUCUACCGGCUCCUUCAAGUCACCCAACCACCCGGCCUACUACCCCAACAACAGAGACUGCAUCUUCAGGAUCACCGUGGAGGUCAACAUGCAGAUCAUGCUGAACUUCAGCCGCUUCGAGCUGGAGGGCCCACCUCCUUCCUGCGCCUUUGACUUUGUUGAGAUCAGGGACGGUGGCUAUGAGACGUCUCCCCUGAUCGGUAAGUUCUGUGGCUAUCAGGCUCCUCCGGUCCUGGUAUCCCAUAGCAACCGUCUUUGGGUUAGAUUCCGCUCGGAUAACAUCGUCACCUACGGUGGAUUCAAUGCCCACUGGGACGGCACGCAGACCGGCUGUGGAGGGACGCUGACCACCACCUCGGGGGCCUUCUCCUCUCCCAACUACCCGCUGCCCUACCACCCCAAUGCUGAGUGCUACUGGAACAUCCGGACCAACCAGGGCAGCCAGCUGCUGCUCUCGUUCUCUGACUUCCACCUGGAGUCCACCACCACCUGCACGUUUGACUACCUGGCUGUGUAUGACGGUAACAGCAGCAGUGCUCCUGAGCUGGCCAAGUUGUGUGGCAGCCAGACGCCGAGCAGCAUCAACGCCUCCAGCAAUCAGCUCUACGUCAAGCUACGCACCGACAGCAUGGUCAGCAUGGGAGGCUUCCUCGCAUCAUACACCUCCGAUUGCACCGUGGUCAUCCCAAGCGGACACAAGGGAGUGGUGGAGUCACUGAACUUCCCAAACAACUAUGCAUUGAACUCCGAAUGCAGCUGGACCAUCAAGGCCAGCAGCGGAAACACCGUCAACUACACCUUCACCGCCUUCCAGCUGGAGUCCACCUCCAGCAGCUGUUUCUAUGACUACGUCAAGCUCUUCGAUGGGCCUAACACACAAGCUCCUGUGAUCGGGACAUUCUGUGGAUACACGCCGCCACCAGCCAACAGCACCACGGGCCCAGCCCUCACCGUGGCGUUCAGAAGCGACUCCUCCGUGUCCAUGCCCGGGUUCCAGAUGAUGUGGUACCAGAACGGCUGCGGUGGGGAACUCUCUGGUUCCACUGGCUCCUUCAACAGCCCAGGCUACCCCAGCAGGUACCCAGAGAACAGAGAGUGUAUCUGGUACAUCACCACGUCAGCCGGCAGCAGCAUCACCCUCACGGUCCAGGAGUUUGAUGUGGAGUUCCACCCAGACUGCAACUACGACGUGCUGGAGGUGUAUGGAGGCCCAGACCUGUUGGCCCCCCAGCUGACCAAGCUCUGCACCACCACAUCCAGCCCAAUGCACGUCUCCAGCACCGGCAACCUGCUCACGGUGCGCUUCAAGUCCGACGCCUACGUCAGCGGGCGAGGGUUCAACGCGAGCUGGGCUGAAGCUCUGGGAGGCUGUGGCGGCCCAGUGACCGCUCCAUCAGGGGAGAUCCAUUCUCCUUCGUAUCCCAGCAGCUACCCCAGUAAUGUGGACUGUUCCUGGGUCAUCAGUGUGAACCCCAGCCAUCGGGUCUUCGUCAACUUCUCCGACGUGGAUAUUGAACAUCACAGCGAGUGCUUCUGGGACUACGUGGUUAUCUACGACGGUCCGUCCAUAUCCUCUCCUCUGCUGCUCCGAGUGUGCGGCACCAGUCUACCUCCUCCCAUCACCUCCACCCAGAACACCAUCUACGUUCGCUUCCGGUCCGACUCGAGUCGCAACCACCGUGGCUUCAGCGCUCGCUUCUCUGAGGCCUGCGGUGCAACCAUAUCAACUGAUGAUAACGGGGGAGCCAUCGCGUCGCCACGGUACCCAGGACCAUACCCGGCCAAUCAGAACUGUACUUGGAUCAUCAAAGCACAGGAACCAUAUAACCACGUGACUCUGUCGUUCACUGACUUUGAGUUAGAGAUGGUGAACUCCAACUGCGCCCAUGAUGCCGUGCAGAUCCUGGACGGAGACAACUACCAAUCACCUUCCAUCGGGCGCUUCUGCGGCUCUGAGCUGCCUCACCCGGUGACGUCCUUCAGCGACUCCAUGGUGGUCAACUUCAUCUCGGACAACUCCGUCUCCAGGAAAGGGUUCAGAGCCACCUACUCAGCAUCCACCUCCAGCUGUGGAGGAGAUCUGCUGAUGGAGACCGGCGCCUUCAACAGCCCCAACUAUCCCGACGCGUACCCGCCCAGCGUGGAGUGUGUGUGGACCAUCAGGAGCUCACCUGGGAACCGCCUGCAGCUCUCCUUCAUUACCUUUCACCUGCUGGGAGACUCCGGCUGUCAGAACGACUACCUGGAGAUCAGAGAGGGAAACUCCUCGGGGGCUCUGGUUGGUCGCUUCUGUGGGAAUCUGCUGCCCUCGAACUACACGUCUGUGAUUGGUCACGUCCUGUGGGUCAAGUUCGUCUCGGACGCCUCGAUGAGUGGCGCCGGAUUCAGAGCCACCUUCUCACACUUGUUCGGUAAUGAUGUGGUGGGGGAGUUGGGUCAGAUCGCAUCCCCGCUGUACCCCAGAACCUACCCCAACAACGCCCACUACCGCUGGACCGUCACCGUGGAGGGAGACAGCUACGUCCAGAUCCGCUUCCUGGACAUGGACAUCGAGGACCUGCAAGACUGCACCUACGACCACCUCAAGAUAUUUGACGGCCCCAGUGUUCACCACUACCCCAUCGGGACGUUCUGCGGCUUGGCCCUGCCCCCUCCCCUCAGGAGCUCUGGAAGCUCCGUCACGCUGCAGUUCACCAGCGACUCAGUGGUGGUGGGACGAGGUUUCCUCGUGGAGUGGACGGCCGUCCAGGAGUCUGGACCGCCACCCACCAUCUUACCAGGUGCUUGUGGGGGGAUGCUGAUGACUGGGGAGACUCCCGGCUUCCUCUUUUCUCCGGGCUGGCCCGAGCAGUACCUUCCGUACCUGGAGUGCACCUGGUUGAUCCGCUCUCCAGACUCCACCGUGGAGUUAAACCUCUUGUCGUUGGACAUCGAGGACAUUCCCGACUGCUAUUAUGACAGCCUGGUCAUCAGAGACGGUUCCAGUAGUUUGUCCCCCGUGUUGGCCAAUGUGUGUGGUCGGGAACUUCCAUCUUCCAUCCACUCAACGGGAGACUCCAUGUUCAUCCACUUCUCCUCAGACGGCAUCGUCGGUGGCCGAGGCUUUAAUGCCUCCUACUCUAGAGGUUGUGGGGGCCUCUUGCAUGCAGACCGGGGCGUUCUGAGCAGUCCCAACUACCCUCAGAACUACCUGCCCGGUCUGGACUGCAGCUGGCAUGUGAUGGUGACGCCCGGCUACAGGGUUUCUGUCGCCUUCCAGAGUCCCUUCCAGAUCCAAGGCUAUGAAACUGGAUGCAGGACAGGAGACUACCUGGAGCUCAGAAAUGGUCCAGACGGUUCAGCUCCAGCACUCGGGGACCGUCUCUGUGGUUCCAGCGUACCGUCUGUCCUCCAGACUACUGACAACCACCUCUUUAUCCACUUUGCAUCUGAUGCCACCAUCGAGGGCAGCGGCUUCAAGCUGACCUUUGAGGCCCACAGUCAAGCGUGUGGAGGCUUCAUUGAGCUGAAUGAUGGUGACACUCCGGGGUACAUCACUUCACCCAACUACCCCCAGAGCUACCCCCAGAACAUCGACUGUAUCUGGGUCGUCAGCGCGCCCAACGGGGAAGCGGUCCAGAUCGACUUUGAGGAGGAUAUUUACAUUGAGCCCACAGCCAGCUGUGUGUACGACUACCUGGAGCUGCGUGACGGCUCCACGACCAACAGUGACUUAAUUUCCCGCCUUUGUGGAAACAACCGACCAUCCACCCAACAUUCAGCCGGCUCCUCCAUGCUGCUCCGGUUUCGUACCGACUCCAGUGUCACACACAAAGGCUUCAAGGCAAAGUACUCCAUAGCAACAUGUGGAGGCACUUACAUCGGUCAGAGGGGGGUAAUCCAAAGCCCUGGCUUCCCCCUAUCCAGCUACCCGAGCAGCUCAAGUUGUGAAUGGUACCUGGAGGGGCCCACGGGCCACUACCUCACCCUCAGCUACGGGAACUUCAGCCUGCAGAGCUCCGUCGGGUGCACCGCCGACUACGUGGAGAUCAAAGAGUACAACGCCUCAGGGCGCGUGUUGGGCCGACACUGCGGCGCUAACCUUCCAGCUUCCAUGGACACGUCUGACAGUUUUGCCUACGUCCGGUUUGUGAGUGACGGCAGUGGGAACGCCGCCGGCUUCAGUCUGACGUUUGAAGCCAGCGUUGAAGCCUGUGGAGGAGAGCUGAACGCCCCCUCAGGAACCAUCUCCUCCCCCAAUUACCCCAACUUGUACCCGCACAGCCGGGUGUGUCGCUGGGAGCUGGCGGUGGCAUCGGGCCGCCGGGUCACGCUCACCAUCAACGACCUGCGGCUGGAGGACUCUGGUACUUCCUGUGUGUUCGACUACGUUGACGUACUGAACGGGUUGGUGGUCGACGCCCCUCGCCUGCAGAGGUUCUGUGGUUCGGUACCGGCCGGCACACAGGUGCGCUCCUCCGGCAACACCAUGACCGUCCUGUUCCGCACGGACGCUUCCGUGUCCAACGGCGGCUUCCUGGCCUCCUACUCCUCCGAGGAGCCCGCAGAGUGUGGUGGAAUCCUGGACGACCCGGCGGGGGGGAACUUCACUUCUCCCGGGUACCUGCUGUCCAACUACAGCAACAACCUGAACUGUGAGUGGCUCAUCCAGAACCCGCAGCACGUCAACUCUUCUAUCGUGGUGCUGAUCGAAGACCUGCACCUGGAGCACCACCAGACCUGCGACUCGGACUACCUCCAGCUCCGCCUGGGUGACUCGGAUGGGGAGCUGCUGGCCAAGUUCUGUGGGCAGACCACCCCCAACAUUCCCAUUGUCGUCUUUACACCUGAGCUGUGGGUCCAUUUCAGAACGGACUCCUCCCAGGGAGACCUGGGCUUCAAGGCCAAGUACUUGUUCUCUGAGUGUGGAGGCUGGCAGACAGGUGAAGGGGGGAUGAUAUCCAGUCCUAACUACCCCAACGUAUACCCCGGACCCAGCCGCUGUGCUUGGCUGCUCGAGGCUCCAAUGGGCCACACUAUUACACUCACCUUCAGCUACUUCAACCUGGAGCCCCACGCUCAAUGUAACUGGGACUCUGUCACCAUCUUCAAUGGAGGAUCCCCUGGAGCCCCUGUGAUUGGCCAGUACUGUGGGACCACCUCCCCGGGAGCCAUCCAAUCAGGAUCAAACAAGAUGGCUGUCGUAUUCCUGGCUGACCACAGCGUGUCCAGAGGAGGCUUCAUGGCCUCCUGGUCUUCUGACUCCUCAGGCUGCGGAGGGGUGAUCCACGCCGAGACGGGAACCAUCAAGUCUCCGAACUAUCCCCAGAAUUUCCCGGCCAAUGUGGAGUGUUCCUGGCAGAUCAUCGCUCACCAGGGGAACCACCUGGAGAUGAGCUUCAGCACCGACUUCCAGAUACCCGACGGCGCCGGCACCUGCCAGAGCAACUACGUCAAGGUGUGGUCGGGUCAGACCCAGAACACGGAGGCUCUGCUGUCCACGGGCUGCGGCUCGGUGGCUCCGAGCCGCGUCAUCGCCCCAAAUAACAUCAUCACCAGCAGGUUCCAGAGCACCGGGGCCCCUGGAAGAGGUUUCUCAGCCUUCUUCAGCACCAGGUGCGGAGCAAACUUCACGGCCCCCGCCGGUCGAGUGGUUUCUCCCAACUAUCCCGCCGACUACGCCGACAACUCCAACUGCAACUACACCAUCGACGCCGGAGCGCAGACGGUGGUGCUCCUCACUUUCCAGGUCUUCCAUGUCGAAGCCCACUCCUCCUGUCUGUACGACGGGCUGAAGAUCUACAGCCUGGCUACCGGGGGCCCCGCUAUCGCCACCCUGUGCGGCAGCAACGUCCCGGGGCCGUUCUCCAGCUUCGGCCCCAUGCUGCUCAACUUCUACUCGGACUCUGUGAUCCCCGACAUGGGCUUCAUGGCCGAAUACAGAGCCAUCCCAUGCGGCGGUUACUUCAACAGCACGAUGGGUACAGUGAGCAGUCCAGCGCUCUCCGUGACCGACUACCACCACAACAUCAACUGUACCUACCACAUCGUGGUCGGAGCCAACCGAGUGAUGGACCUCAAGUUCAACACCUUCCACCUGGAGGCCUCUUCCUCCUGCCGCUACGACUACGUGGCCGUGUAUGACGGACAGGACACCUUGGCGCCCUUAUUGGGCAAAUUCUGCGGUUCGGUGCUCCCACCGAAUAUACGCUCCACUACCAACCAGCUGUUCAUUGAAUUCAGGACGGAUGCCGCGGAGAGCGGUAUAGGCUGGAGGGCUGUUUACAGCGAGACGUUGGGUCCUGCUCAGGGCUGCGGUGGCUACCUGUCCAUGCCCAUGGGCAUGUUCGGUUCUCCAGACGCCAACCUGGACGGGCUCUACGAGCCCCGGCUGGACUGCCUGUGGACGAUCGAGAUGCCGGUCAACAAGGCCGUCAACCUGACCUUCAACUCCUUCGACCUCGAGGGCUCCUCCACUUGUCGCUACGACUACGUUAAAGUGUAUGAUGGUGACAACGUGAACUUCCCUCUGGUUGCGACGUUUUGUGGAAGCCUCAUCCCGGCUCAUUUCGUAUCGAGUGGAAACUUCCUGACGGUUCACUUGGUCACGGAUAGCUCGGUCAAUAAACGAGGCUUCAAUGCUACCUACAGUUCGGUGACACUGCUCUGCGGUGGGACUCUGAACGCCACCAGCGCCAUCCAGACCCUGGUUUCGCCUUCCUUCCCCAAUGCGUAUCCUCCCUACACCGCCUGCCGAUGGGUCCUGGAUGCUCCGGCACAGGAAUCCAUCAAGAUCUCCGUCCAGAACUUUGUCCUUCAGCCAAGCCAGAGCUGCUCCACGAACUACCUGGAGAUGAAGGACUGGCCUCUGGGAGACUAUGGGCAGUCGCAUAAGUUCUGUGCAUCAGAUGCCCAUCCUCCAGACUUCUACAGCUACAGCAGAACAAUCCUCGUGUAUUUCAAAUCUGACACCUUCAUGUCAGGAAAUGGCCUGAGUUUCAAUUUCCAGAUCGCAAGCUGUAGCCGAACCUAUGAACAGGAACAUGGCUACCUGAAGAGUCCCGGCUGGCCUGACAUCUACCCCCACAACAUGGACUGCACCUUCAUCUUGAAGGCCCCACAGAACAACUCCAUCUCCUUCUUCUUUAACAGUUUUGAUAUCGAGAGCCACAGCCACUGUGAAUUUGACUACUUGGAGAUACGUAACGGCAGUACGGCGGACUCGCCGCUGAUUGGUCGGUUCUGCGGCAGCACCUUGCCCAACCCCGUCUUCCCUCAAACCAACCUGCUCUACUUACGCUUCAAGAGUGACUAUGCCAUGACCCGCGACGGCUUUGAGGCCACGUGGACGUCCUCCCUUCAAGGUUGCGGUGGGACUCUAAGCGGAGACCGCGGCUCAUUCACGAGUCCCAACUACCCGGGCACCUACCCCAACGGUACCCACUGUGAAUGGGCCAUCGUGGCACCCAGAGGUCGCGUGGUGACCGUCACCUUCGCCCAGAUCAGUAUUGACGACCCUGGAGAUUGCCAGAACAACUUCUUGAAGUUGUAUGAUGGCCCAGACGCCACCUCACAGCCUGCUGGACCGUACUGCGGAGUGGAAACCAACAUCGCUCCGUUCACCGCCUCCUCCCAUCACGUCUACAUUGUUUUCCGAGGCCUGUACGCCAGCCUUCCUUCAGGGUUCAGACUCACCUGGAGCAGCUAAAAGACCUUAAAGACUCACACAUGCAGACCGUUGCUAAAUAAUUUCCUAAUCACAUUUUAAAACUGCUCUUCAUUUAUUUUUUUAAUGAAAGAAAUCUGAUAGAAUAUUUACAUGAUUUGUUAUUUGUCAUUUGAGAUGUUCAGUUUAGUUGUAUUGCAUUUUAAACCACUAACCUGCUGAUAUGUUGGA
Molecule: messenger RNA, 11079 nt
Organism: Pseudoliparis swirei
Lineage: Eukaryota; Metazoa; Chordata; Actinopteri; Perciformes; Liparidae
Gene: cubn
Product: cubilin (intrinsic factor-cobalamin receptor)
Exons: 67
Coding region: 1-10890 (3629 amino acids)
Molecular function (GO): calcium ion binding
Source: RefSeq, a predicted model, not a curated record